AUGUUCAACAUCGGGUCCUUGACAUUUGUACUUUUCACUGCUCAGAGUGUUCUGGCCGUGGGUAGCCCAUUCGGUUUUGCUACGGGUACAACUGGAGGUGCUGGUGCAGCACAAGCUAUUCCGACGUCCGCUGCACAGCUCAAGAGUUGGCUUGAGGACAACGUUACUCGCAACAUCCUUCUCGACAGAACUUAUGAUUUCACUGACACUGAGUCACUGGAGCUGGAUGCAAGCCUUGGAGUUGCUCGCCUAACCCGCAACUCGCGAUCAACGCCGCAAGCAACUGGUGCGGGUCUAAUCCUGCGGCAAGCCACUGUGACAUACAAAAAGGCCGGAACCUCUGGCAUCCGUGUCAAAUCAACAAGACCAUUCUGGGAAAAGGCACCUCCGGGUGGAUCAAAGGAAAGGGUUUAUUACUUAAUCAUAAUUACGGCUUUGGAGCCGCUAAGCAGGUCACUAUCUCAAACAACUACUUUGAUGGUCAAACCACCUGGUCGAGGUACUUCUGGGUACUCUUUGACCGUCCAUAUGUACAACAACUACUUCAAUGACAUCACCGGUCAUGCUAUCGAUGCUGACGUCGGUACCAAAUUGUUGGCCGAGGGCAACUACUUUAACAAUGUCAGAACACCGUCUACUGGAAAUACAAAAGGAGCUGUUUUUGCGCCAACCUCUUCUUCUAUGAAUUCUCAGUGCUCAGGAACUAUCAGUAGGAACUGUGUAUCGAAUACCCUUGCGGGAUCGGGUAGCCUGUCCAACACCGCGAAUACUGGCGCUAUCGGGGCUUUCACCGCCUCUGUGGUCAAGAGUGCUUCGGUGAUGGAUCCUGCAUCAGUUCCCUCGUUUGUCUUGGCCAACGCGGGUCUUGGAAAGGUUAAUUGA
This is a messenger RNA of Rhizoctonia solani, 882 nucleotides long. RefSeq names its product pectate lyase. The record is from RefSeq and is a predicted model, not a curated record. The coding region runs from base 1 to 882 and encodes 293 amino acids. Lineage: Eukaryota; Fungi; Basidiomycota; Agaricomycetes; Cantharellales; Ceratobasidiaceae. The transcript has 14 exons.